This is a messenger RNA of Lycium ferocissimum, 1764 nucleotides long. RefSeq names its product phospholipase A1-Igamma3, chloroplastic. The coding region runs from base 88 to 1599 and encodes 503 amino acids. The transcript has a single exon. The record is from RefSeq and is a predicted model, not a curated record. Gene Ontology annotation, molecular function: glycerophospholipase activity. Gene Ontology annotation, biological process: lipid metabolic process. Lineage: Eukaryota; Viridiplantae; Streptophyta; Magnoliopsida; Solanales; Solanaceae.
CUUCAUCUCUUAGCUGCCAGCAACAUACCACUUGCAGUAUAUGAUAACGUUAAACACGAGGAAAAAAAAAGAAUCCCAUCAUUCAUCAUGGCUUCCUUUCAAUUAUCUCUCACCAAUCCCAAACACAGUAUAAACCAUACUUUCCGAGAAGUUUUUCCAUUAAGGAACACAAUCAAACCUAAGGGCCUCUCUUUCCCAAACAAAAGACUUUCACCAAAACUAUCUUUGAAAUCUUCAUCUCUUUCAAAUUUAGAGGACAUUGAAACUCAACACUAUGAAGAAGAAGAAGCAGAGAAAAAACCCCUUCAUGAGAUGUGGAGAGAAAUCCAAGGGUGCAACAAUUGGAAAGGUUUACUUGAUCCUAUGGAUUCUCAUCUAAGAAAAGAAAUCAUUCGUUAUGGUGAAUUUGCCCAAUCUUGUUAUGACUCAUUUGACUAUGAUCCCCAUUCUAAGUAUUGUGGGACUUGCAAGUAUCAACCAUCACAUUUCUUUGAGAAGGUCAACAUGGUGAAAAAAGGUUACGAAAUUAGAAGAUACUUGUAUGCAACAUCGAAUAUCAACUUGCCAAAAUUCUUCCAAAAAUCGAAAAUGAGUAACAUUUGGAGCCAACACGCGAAUUGGAUGGGCUACGUAGCUGUGGCCACGGAUCCAGAAGAAAUUAAACGACUAGGACGUCGUGACAUCGUCGUUGCAUGGCGUGGCACGGUAACGUACCUAGAAUGGAUCCAUGACCUAAAAGACAUUUUGCACCCGGCUCAUUUUCACGACGAUCCUAACAUCAAGAUUGAGACCGGGUUCUUCGAUUUGUACACUCAAAAAGAGAAAAAUUGUCACUAUUGUUCAUUUUCUGCUCGUGAACAAAUUUUAGCGGAGAUUAAUCGAUUAAUCGAGAAGUACGAAGGUGACGAGCUAAGUAUUACAAUUACUGGUCAUAGUCUUGGUGCAGCAUUGGCUUUGUUAAGUGCUUAUGACAUAGCUGAAAUGAAAUUGAACAUUUUACAUAGUGGUAAGUCCAUCACUAAAAUAAUUCCUAUCACAGUUUUCACAUUUGGCAGCCCUAGGGUUGGAAAUCUUAAAUUUAAAGAAAGGUGUGAAGAGCUUGGAAUUAGAGUUUUGAGAGUGAUAAAUGUGCAUGAUAUGGUGCCAACAGUUCCUGGGAUUAUUACAAAUGAGAAAUUUCCAUUCCAAAAGCAAUUGGAAGAGAGACUCUCAUUUCCUUGGAGUUAUGCUCAUGUUGGGGUCGAGUUAGAAUUGGACCAUCACCAAUCUCCUUUUCUCAAGCCCACUAGUGAUUUGGGCUGUGCACACAACCUUGAGGCCCAUUUACACCUCGUUGACGGAUACCAUGGCACGGCCCGGGCGUUUUGCUCUGCCACCGGGAGGGACGUGGCUCUCGUGAACAAGGAUUCGAGUUUCUUGAAGGAGGACUAUGACGUGCCCCCAUUUUGGUGGCAAGAUGAGAACAAAGGCAUGGUGAGAACUAUCGAUGGGCGGUGGAUACUGCCGGAGAGGCCCAUAAUUGAGGCCCAUCCGCCAGACACGGCCCAUCAUUUUCAGAAAGUCCUCAAACUUGCUAGAGCUAGACUAAAUUUACCAUAGUUACUACUAAUAACUAAAGUAUGUUUUACCCUUCAACGUUAGCUUUUGUAACGAAAAUUACAUAAGUAGGCUUGCUAAGAAGAGAAUGUGUGGAUGUAGAUAUGUCUUUGAAAAUAUUGUGAUGCCCAAUUAUUAAUAAGUAACUAAGUGUUGUCUUUUCAAAAA